UGUAGGCCUCAAGGAGGGGCCGACCGCUGGGAACGUGGAGGGAGCGUAGCUGGCGCGGUGCUGUGGGGACCUCGCCGUUGCCCCUGGAGCCUAAUGACAGCGCCGCCAUCUCCCGCUGACCCUCUCGUGGCUGAUCUCCUGAGCACCUGCCCACCGCGGCUCCCUGCCCGCGCUGCCGACGCCUGAGACACGCGUGCCUGUGCCGCAGCCCUGCCCAGCCUGCACCACCUCGCCCCGCGCCCGGGGCCCGCUGCAAGGCAGGACAUGGACUCCAUGUUCGAGGACGACAUCAGCAUCCUGACGCAGGAGGCGCUGGGGCCGGACGAGGACUGGCUCGACAGCCCCAACACCGACCUCUCGGGUGAGAUGUGCUCAGCCUCCCACUUUGCCCUCAUCACCGCCUACGACGACAUCAAGAACAGGCUGACGGGGCUGGAGAGGGAGAACUCCACACUCAAGCGUCGGCUCAAGAUGUACGAGGUCAAGUACCCGCUGAUCGGCGAGUUCGGGGAGGAGCACAUCUUCUCCCUCUACGAGGCCAAGGAGACGUCGCUGCUCAAGAGCGAGAAGGCGUCGCUGCAGCAGCAGCUCAACCAGUUCCAGCACGAGCUGCAGAAGAGCAAAGAGCGGGAGGAGCAGCUGGAGGAGAUGAUCCAAGCCUACGAGAAGCUGUGCGUGGAGAAGGCUGACCUGGAGACCGAGCUGGGAGAGAUGCGGGCGCUGGUGGAGACGCACCUGAGCCGCAUCCGGAACCUGGAGCAGCAGCUGCGGCAGCGCGAUGGCAGCACCUUCCCCGGGCUGGGCACCCCGCUACCGGGCCAGGAGGUGCCUUUCCUCGCCCUGCACCCCAACCCCAGCCUGACCCAUGUGCUGGAGCGUGCCGGGGGCUGGCAGAGCCGGGGGCUGGAGGCGGCGGGGCGGCUGGAGGCCGAGCUGGAGGCGGCACGGCAGGAGACCCAGCGUGCCCAGCACCGCGAGGAGCAUCUCAAGGCCGAGUGCGAGCGGCUGCAGGCGGAGCUGAAGCACCUGCAGGACGCCCGGGAGCAGGACCAGUCGGAGCGGGACAUGGCCUGGGUGAAGAAGGUGGGCGACGACCAAGUGAACCUGGCGCUGGCCUACACGGAGCUGACGGAGGAGCUGUGCCGCUUGAGGAACCUCAGCUCCCUGCAGAGCCAGAUCCUCCGCGCCCUGCUGCAGGAGAAGAGCCUCAACGGUGCCCAGCGCCACUCCCCGCUGUCCCAGUGCCAUUCGCCAGCCCAGCAGCGUCGCUCGCCCGCCCCGCAGUGCCCCUCGCCCGCUCCGCCGGGGCGUUCGCCAGCACCCCAGUGCCAAUCGCCAGCACUGCAACGGCGCUCGCCAGGACCCCCCAGCCAGUCGCCGGCCCAGCAGCGCCGCUCGCCAGCCCCCGGCCCCUGCCAGUCCCCUGCCCAGCAGCGCCGGUCCCCGGUGCCCCCCUCCAACCAGUCGCCCGCCCAGCAGCGCCGAUCUCCGGCCCCACCGCCCUGCCCGUCCCCGGCUUUGGCAUCACCGCACCGGCUGCCUGGCGAGAGGAUGGAGCUGGGCUACGCCAAACCCUCCAGCCGCCACAUCAAAGCCGGCUUCCAGGGCCGCCGCAGCUACUCGGAGGUGAGCAACGUGGCCCUGUACCAGCAGAGCCGCUCGCUCUGGCUCCAGCCCGAAGCCUCGACGCUCCCCAAGCACCGACCCUAUGGCGAGGUGUACCUGGGGGGCGCGGGGGCCCCCCUGAGCACCCGCGAGCCCUUCGAGGAACACGUGCGUUUCGAGAAGCAAUCGUCGGAUGAAGAGGAGUGGGCGCUCCCCAGCCCCCCCAGCCCCGAGGCGGGGGCCAUCCGCUGCGCCUCCUUCUGCGCCGGCUUCCCCAGCCCCGACGCCGACGCCGCGCACCGGACGGCCGCUGCCUACGCCCGGGCAGAGCACGCUCAGUCCUGGCCCUCAAUCAAUCUGCUGCUGGAGACGGUGGACUCGGAGGUGCGGAGCUGCCCGCUCUGCCAGCUGGCCUUCCCCAUCGGCUACCCGGACGAUGCCCUGGUGAAACACAUCGACUCGCACCUGGAGAACAGCAAGAUCUGAGCCUCCCCGCCCUCCCCGGUCUUUGGAUGCUGCAUGAAAACACACGAGGAGCAACACGGCUCCCGAAAUACCUCCAAGUCUUCAGUAGCUAUGGAAAGACUGAGCACCCCCCACCCCGGAGCCCCCGGCCCACCCUAAGUGGGUUCCUCCGCUCCCGCCUCGCACCGUCCCUGCACCACGCUGGGUUCGGGCGCUCGAAUCGGGGCACCAGGAUGACGCCGGCCCGGGUGGGUGCUGGAGGGGACCCGACUGUGCCCUUGGGUGUCACCCGCACCCUUGGGUGUCGCUGCUUGAUCUCAGGGAGGA
Messenger RNA from Grus americana (Whooping crane), 2397 nucleotides. It is a transcript of the gene TBKBP1, whose product is annotated as TBK1 binding protein 1. The transcript has 10 exons. The record is from RefSeq and is a predicted model, not a curated record. Gene Ontology annotation, cellular component: cytoplasm. NCBI's taxonomy places the organism in Eukaryota, Metazoa, Chordata, Aves, Gruiformes, Gruidae. Gene Ontology annotation, biological process: canonical NF-kappaB signal transduction. Bases 265 to 2091 code for a protein of 608 amino acids.